Pseudocercospora fijiensis CIRAD86 is the source of this 5832-nucleotide messenger RNA. RefSeq lists its product as uncharacterized. The record is from RefSeq and is a predicted model, not a curated record. The coding region runs from base 1 to 5832 and encodes 1943 amino acids. Lineage: Eukaryota; Fungi; Ascomycota; Dothideomycetes; Mycosphaerellales; Mycosphaerellaceae. The transcript is spliced from 44 exons.
AUGAGGACUCAGGGCUUGGUCAGCACGAGGCCUUCUCACAGCAGAGGUAAGGGUGUGUGUGUACCAGAGUCCCUUUGGAGAUGGGAUUGGGCCUGCCACAGCGCGCGAGGUGAUGAAAGAGGUAGCGAAACGCCUAGCGAUUCAAGGCAGUGGGUAUCAAGACGAGCAUCCGUGGCUGAGCAAACGCUUGCUAUGGAGUGGCGGAAGCAGAAUCCUUCGACGAAUGUGUACGGGCGAAGCAGACCAUUGAAGCCGCGGCUUCAGCUGUUACGGCUUGAAGGAACCUCGCGGUCCAGCCCAGUCUGCGCUGUCAGUAAGAGCUCGGUAUCGAAAUUGGCUGACCAGCGUAGAGACUCUCGUGACCUUGCCCGGGGAAUUGACGGAAGCAAAGCGGGAAAUAGUCACAUCCUCUGCAUACCAUUGACGACUGAGCUGUCGUGCUGGAUGAUUGACAGUCAGUGGACCCUAAAGGCUCAAAUUGGCUAUGGGAGGGCGUACUUUCAUGCUCAACUACUUCGUUUGAUCGAGGUGGUAGGCGUGUACCAUGAGGCUUGGUCUCUGGGGAAAGUCCUUGCAUUUCCUCCGAACCGCCGAGGUCAAGCAGUUGCAACUCGGCCAUCCUAUCUGUCGUAUUCUCUCGUACAUGAACAGUGCAUUGGCAUUCCUGGGGAUGGGUUUAGCAUCACCCAAGAUGCUCUCGACAGAGAUGAAAUUUCCUGCGUAGAGCACAUUGAGAGCGAGCACUUCGGAGGAUUAGAUCAUGGAUAUGUGCCAAUUUCGCGAGACAGCUACAGCAACGCGGGUCACGGAUUCGGACAGAUGGGUAUAGAGCAUAUGAUGUCUAGUAUUGAAAACCCAAUCGGAACAGAAAGCUCGCUUGUGGAGAGUCACUACGGCCAGGUUAGGGUAUACGGAGAUGGAGGACUCUCCAUGAUUUUGGCGAUGCCCAAUGGUGCCGAGCGCACGUCUGGCGGCUUGAAGCUUCAGGUCAGUAUUCUAGCGGCCUGGUCUGCUUGGCUGCGGCGACAAAUCUCCGAAGAGGAACGCUUGUGCCUGUCCCUGUUGGCCUGUUCUGAGCGUAUCGAGCUCCUGCCGGCCUUGUUCCCAUUCCAACUUCUUCUCUGCCACGCGCAGAUCAGCACGAAGGGGGAGUCCACGACUGCCAGCUCCGUGUUUUCCAUUCGCACGAACAAGUCAAUCACUUCCUUCCCAUCCUCGAACCCCAACUCUCGCCCGUUGGCAGUUCUCGCACCGAGCGGCCUCAAUUCUUUCGUUGCCAAGGUGUGGAGCGAGGAGUGGUGCCUCCAGAUGCGGCGCGGGAUUUUGGGAUGCAGGUUGCUCUGGAGUGUGUUUCUUGUGCUGCGCCGUGAUCUCGUGUUCUCCGAGCGCUUUGAGGAGGUUCGCCGUGGUCUGGUUGCCGCCGUGGUCGAGGCCUGCGACGCUGUGGUGGAAGUGGUGUAUCGUUGGUGGUUCUCCGCUCCGCUCCGCGAUGCUGGAAGCAAAAGGCUCGGCACGCUGCCGUCUUUGUCACGACUUUGUCAUCAGCUGCGACUUACCCAUUCUCAGCCUGCACGGCGUCACGUGUAUGUUCUGGCACAUCGUGAAGACUCGCUGGCAGAUGUCCUCGUUCAAACGGAAGCAUCUGCCUCUGCACCCUUCAUUGAAACAUGGAGCAAGGCAUCGAGAAAUUCCCUGGCAAUGUUCGGACCCAUUUCGUAUUUGGCAAAGGCACAUCUGAGGUUCGAGGCCAACUCAAACCUGGGAACUGGAUGCCUGCUGCUGACCAGCGUUGAUGUCGUUUUCUUCCAGGUAUCUCUCCAUGGCAAAUACCAGAACAGCAUGCUGUUGCUCACGGCUGCAAUCCCUCUCAAUGCCAUCACCGUCUCGUUCCUAGGCCGUUCCCUGGGCUGGCCGCGCGAAUUCCCAAUUGCCCUGCUUCCUGCGCUGCGAACUUGCCCUGGCGGGGAUGGAUGCGAUCCUCACCUCAACUUGCAAGUCGCGAAGAUUGGGAUGCGGCUCAAUGGGGCAUCGCAUUCCCGGAAGUGGUCAUUGCAGAUCGGGACCUGCGAUGAUUGCUCCGCUCCAGCCCUACUCAUCCCCAUCAAGGCAGCGCGUCUGGUUGUCGUGGAGCAACUAUCGAAGUAUUGGAGCACGUCCUUUAUCGAUGCCUCAGGAUUGCGACUACUGGUAAUGACGAGGUUAUUGGUUCCACGGUUUGGUAUGCAAGAUGUAUCUGCCAUGGUCCCGAUCAAGGCAUCGCCGCUAUCCCAGGAUAGUCGAGGUGUGAUGGUCUGGUCGCGCAACACCGGGAGAGGUGCUGGUACGCCAAUCAAAGCAUUCAUAGACCGAAAGCCAAAUCAUUCACAAAGCCAACUUGAAGCAUUCAGUGCACAUCGUAAGCCCAAAGCAUUCGCAAAUUACAUCUCAUUCAAUGAAUGGAUUUCACGUCGGAAGUUUCAGCGACCCAAGUGCAGAGGAUGGAGCACGAAGCUUCAGUCUCUGAGUGAGUCCCUGUGCACUUUCACACUGUGUUGGCCUUUACACACCCGCUGUUGGAUAUGGAAUGCCUUCUUCCAGGGAGGCUUGCUGUGCACGAUGCUCGAUUCGCGGUUGAAGAAGUGGGUAAAUGGAUCCCGCCCGAACCACGUAGGCUUGAAAUGGAGUGCGGGCUCUGCAUAUAAUCGUAAGAGUCGUGAGGCGGUAAUUCGAUGCCAGGUAAGUCUAGAUGAAUUGUAUCAAUGGCACGAAGGGCUGUUCUUCUCUUCUUACUUCAUGGAAAAGAGCCCCGAGCUGUCGCCUCGUCAUCAAUAUGCUGACAUCGCGUACCAACGAGAUAGGCUGCGACGUCACAUGCCUACCAGGAAGCUGAUCGGAGGUGAUUGCAGUCACACCGAUCCUCCGAUCUCCUCCGUGAUCCAACUCUCCCAAUACUGCGCUUACGAGCGGCUAGCGCUCCUCUUGCAGCACGGCGUUGUAUCUUCUACGACAGCCGACUGCGCUCCGUUAUGCGAGGAUUCGCGUGAGCCAGAUCGAAGAGAUCAUUAUGCUGUUCUGGACGUAGAUCUGCAUAGAAUCCACAGGCAGUUCUUUGUGCAAGCUUGCUAUCAACCAGAGCCGUGGUGUCGUGGCGGCUUGUUUCAAGACCUCGUCGUCACUCGGGUGUGGGUACUAGUCAAGUUUCUAUUCAAUCGCGGUCAGCAGGUCUCUCGGAGUAACCAGAAUCGUGCCAACAAGCUUCCCAAGCACCCAAGGAUGAUAAGCUCUCGACAUCGCCGCCAGCCAUCCUUCCGCUCUAUCCGCGAUGAUGUUCGUAUUUACAGAUGCUUCUUCCCAAGACCCGAUACGUAUGGUCUUCAACCUGCUACGUCCGGCUCAGAUGGUCGUAAUUGGGAUCUUUUCGGGGUUUGCGGUGGAAGGCAAGGACAAGGGCGCUCAAGUAAUCUGGACUGCCAGCCGCAUAACCAAAGUCCGUUGCUCCAAAGCUUCGCACAGGCUUGCGAGGGCUUCCAAUGGGUAUGGUUCGGGGGUAUCGUGAAUGCGAGCCCGGCGCCGGAAAGACGGGAAAACAGUUUUGUGAUAGGCUUCCUCGAUCUAGACAGACUUGUCCACGACUGUUGUGGCCGGAUCUUCGCUAGGCAAAUCGACGUGGGCAGAAAUGACUCUGCCAAGUCCCAAUUGGGAUGGGAAACGUUCCUCGCAAUCUGGUCUCUUUCAAACACAAUGAGGCCUCUGUCUGCGAGCGCCCAGAAACGCUGGAGGAGGGAGCGUUUCAUUCAUUAUGAGUGCGGUGACUGGUCGCAGAGCUGCAAGCAAGUUGCAUCUGGAUUGGACGACAUGACACGGGAGACUGAACUUCACGUUGUAGACAGAAUGCGGCAGCUGUAUCGAAAUCGUACUGGAUCUCAUGCGCAGUUGAAAGUUUAUGCUGCGAUCGUCCUCUGGUCCGCAUCAGCAUACUUUGGAUGUCAUGAAUCUUACCAGAAGUUGAAGUCGCCUGAGGCAAUCACCAUACAAGCAUGCAAGGCUUUGACCAUUCACCGAAUCAUGCCGCUCUCAGACUCUUGCGUCGCAACUUGCACUCCACUCUGCAGGUACAGCUUCGCCGAGCUUCAAAAGACCAAGAAUGCCAACGACCAGAAGUUUCGGCAACACCGCCGGCGCCCAGGAGGUCACCACGAAUGCUUUUGCUCGGCUGCUGCUUUUGCUCAUCUGCUGGCGCUGCUCAUCUGCCCAUCUCCCUGUGCUGCCCAUUUGCUCAUCGGCUGGCGCUGCACAUCUGCCCAUCUCCUUGUGCUGCCCAUUUGCUCAUCGGCUGGCGCUGCCCAUCUCCUUAUGCUGCCCAUCUUCCCAUCGGCUGGCGCUGCCCAUCUGUGUGUGCUGCUCAUCGGGUUGUGCUUCUCGUCGCAUGUGCGGUCUACGCCUCGUAUCCGUCUCCAAAUCCAGCCUUUUGUCCUCUUGUCAUCAAUCCAUCUCGAGACGCUGAUUGUGCCCCACCGUACACUACUAUCAUACCAUGACGGCACUGCGAGUCUGAGGCCAGGCGCUCGGAAUCAUGCAAUCUGGCUGGACCUUGCUACGCAAGCCAUGAAACUCGUGUCGGAGCUUGGGCUGCGCCAAUGCAUCGUCAAAGGCGUGGUACGGAAGGGUAGACAUCGUGGGGGUGCAGAAUAUCUCAAGAUGUUUCCGGAUGUAUGGUAUGGCGAAGAGACCAUCUUGCGCCAGGCUGUUUUCCCAAUUGCGACCUCAUGGCGGUCGAUGGAGCGAGCUCAAAGCAUCGGGCUCAUGGAAAGCACCGUGUCGUGUCGGUGCAACAAAGUCUGGCGAAAGUGCAGCAAAGUUCCAAGUUGUGCUUGGCAUAAUAGGCUUUUCCCCUGGCCUCCGUACAUCUUCUCCGCUCCGCUCCAACAGCUGCACCACGACAACAUGACCAUCAAUCCGCAGCUCUUCACGGUCACGAGUCGAGGAGACGCCACCACCACCCAACCGAAGAAGCGAUCGCGAGUCCUCCACUGCAGCCAUUGGCAUGACCGCAGCAACAGCAGCAACGACCAAGAAAGGAGAGGGGGUACUGCGGAGCCGGCACGGCAAUGGCUUCGUCAGGAAUACCAUGACUACGCUGGACACCUCUCACUGCCAGCCGGGCUGGACAUCGAGAGGAUACGAUGUAGUCAGCCCGACGUCGCAAAUGGACUGGACAAGAUUUCGGAGACUAUGCCAAAUCGGUCUGGACGAGAGUAUCGGAGAGUGGACCGGUACCUUCACGGACUCACACCUAUAGCGCCCUUUCGUGAGGCUGCGCCAGACCUUUCAAGAAGCACUUCUAAGAGCUUGAGUUCAAAGGCCAAAGCUACUGCUGGAGAUGUCGAUUCUGGGAAUGGCUGUGAAGGCUUUGGACAUCAUUUCCGAAGCUGCGCACGACACUUUCCACAACUGCCAUUCACGCGUCGCCUAAACUGUGCUUCCUGCUGGCCUCGGAUCCAUUGCACAUCUCUGUUGUCACUCGCAACAGUACCACGAGUCAUCAGCUCCAUUCAACAAUCCGGGCCUUUGCUAUUGUGUUCCAUUUCUGGCUGUAUAGGCACAGGCCUCGGUCUCGAUUUUGGUGGCUCUCUGGCUCUCUGGCUGUGUGCUCUUGGUCUUCUUCCUCGUGGGGACAUCGGCCCUGCUCACGGUGGUCUGGAUAUUUGUGUUACGGGCUACUUGUGGGUGAAGGUGGCUACGCGGAUGGCCCCAGGCAGGGCCAUCUUGCUGCUGAAUCGCCAUCUCCCUCGGCGGUUGCUUGGUCUCGAGCUCUUCGCCAACGACAGCUUUCGUCUGAAGUCCUCCAGCUGA